This is a messenger RNA of Notolabrus celidotus (New Zealand spotty), 657 nucleotides long. RefSeq lists its product as uncharacterized. NCBI's taxonomy places the organism in Eukaryota, Metazoa, Chordata, Actinopteri, Labriformes, Labridae. Gene Ontology annotation, molecular function: structural molecule activity. The record is from RefSeq and is a predicted model, not a curated record. Gene Ontology annotation, biological process: bicellular tight junction assembly; cell adhesion. Gene Ontology annotation, cellular component: bicellular tight junction; plasma membrane. The transcript has a single exon. The coding region runs from base 1 to 657 and encodes 218 amino acids.
AUGGUUUUUCUAACAACUAAAAUGAUGCAAAGGACGGCGCUCUUUGUGACGUUUGGAGGUUUGGUCACCUGUCUGAUCACCACUUUUCUUCCUCUGUGGAAGACGAUGAACUCUGACUUGAACGAGGUGGAGAACUGGUUCUCAGGACUAUGGCAAAUGUGUCUCUAUACAGAGGAGGUGGGGAUUCAGUGUAAGGCCUAUGAGACCCUCAUGGGACUGCCUAUGGACCUGCAGAUCUCCAGGGUGCUCAUGUUAGUGUCUGUUGGCACUGGUGGCUUGGCUCUGCUGGCUGCUUUUCCAGGACUGGACGGGGUGGAGAUGUGUGCAGGGCAGCCAGGCCUGAAGAGACGGCUCCUGGUUCUGAGUGGAGUUCUGUCCUGGGUGUCAGGACUCACCACUCUGGCUCCGGUCUCUAUUGUGGCGUACACAACAGUGGUGGAGUUCUGGGAUCAGGGGUUUCCUGAUGUGAUGCCUCGCUGGGAGUACGGAGAAGCUAUGUUCUCUGGAUGGUUUGGAGGUUUAGCUCUGGUCAUUGGGGGGACUCUGUUCUUUGUAGCUGUGUGUAUGGGGGACUCUGACCAGAGACCACCAAGUGUACCAAACAGCCCGCAGGUGAAGCACAGGACCAAGAACUACCUGAAGACUGAGGUGUUAUAG